AUGGCAGACCUUCAAACUCCCACCGAAGUGUCCCUCCUUUCGACCUCGAACCCUUCGACCGAAUCCGCGGUUGCCCAUGAGAAAGAAGCAAGCACAAAAGUUUCCCUGUCCGAAGUAAGGAUAGACUCUACUCCCACGUCGACGGUCGCGAACGGGACGACAUCCGCCGUCACAAACGGUGCCAGCUCCAGACCAACAUCAACACCAACACCGGCACCUAUAUCGGCGCCGGCAGGAAUAGAAGAAUACGAUGACCCGCCGUUAUUCUCGCCGUCGCUGAUCGGUGACGACGUCUCCUCCAGUCUACCCGAGGGCUACUCGAUCCGACCACUUCGACGAAGCGACUAUUCUGGCGGCUUCCUCCCUACUCUACGAGUCCUCACGACGGUUGGCGAGCCGACACUAGCAGAGUUCAACGCACGGUACGACUUUAUGGCUAGCCGUAACGACACAUACUACAUCCUAGUGAUCUGCGACACGACAGGGACGGUGGUUGGCACGGGGGCCGUGAUUGUCGAGCGCAAAUUCAUCCAUAACAUGGGGCUGGUCGGACACAUCGAAGAUAUCGCCGUCGCGAAGAAUCAGCAGGGCAAGAAGCUUGGCCUCCGCAUUAUCCAGGCGCUCGACUCCGUUGCCGCAAGGGUUGGCUGCUACAAGAGCAUUCUCGACUGUAGCGAGGCGAACGAGGGGUUCUAUGUCAAAUGCGGCUUCAAGCGGGCGGGGUUGGAAAUGGCCCAUUAUUAUGAAAAGGCUCCCAAGAUGAAUUUAUGA
Molecule: messenger RNA, 771 nt
Organism: Capronia epimyces CBS 606.96
Lineage: Eukaryota; Fungi; Ascomycota; Eurotiomycetes; Chaetothyriales; Herpotrichiellaceae
Product: glucosamine-phosphate N-acetyltransferase
Exons: 2
Coding region: 1-771 (256 amino acids)
Biological process (GO): UDP-N-acetylglucosamine biosynthetic process
Cellular component (GO): endoplasmic reticulum-Golgi intermediate compartment; Golgi apparatus; endoplasmic reticulum
Molecular function (GO): glucosamine 6-phosphate N-acetyltransferase activity; monosaccharide binding
Source: RefSeq, a predicted model, not a curated record